AUGGGGCCUUCACGUACUACCCAAGCUGCGGUCAUAUUGUCAGCAUUCGUCCUGCCCAUCCUCACUUAUCUGUAUUUCACCAAGAGCCAGCAGUCGAAGAAGAAAGCUGGGCCUCUACCCCCGCCGACAGAAAUUACCUCGCUCUUCAUACACCCAAUCAAGUCAUGUCAUGGGGUAUCAGUACAGUCGGCAAAGCUCUUGCCUACAGGUCUCGAUCUCGAUCGUCAAUGGAUGUGGGUGAGCUAUCCAGAAUACGAAUUCCUCACUAUCCGCCAAAACUCCAAAAUGACCUUGAUCCGGCCUACCUACGAUGAGUCGACUGAUACUCUGACCGUCACCGCACCAGCACCAAACUCGAUAGAUGAGAAGCUUGAGUUUUCUAUCCCAGCCCAUCCGUCAAAGGAGUGGCUUGAUGAGAGCACUGAAGACCAUUCAGCAAAGAUUUGGAGUACGACGACGGGAACUCGCGUCUACUCUCCCGAGCUGACUGCUCCCUUUAAUGCCUUCUUCGACAGGGAAGUACGACUCGUAUAUAAGCCGCCCGUAUCUGACGAUCCUCGACCACUCGUCUCGAAUGGAGCACCAGCUGUCCUGGGAAGAGACGCAUCGACGUGUUUCCCAGAUCUAAUGCCUAUUCUAGUCGGCAACAAGAGUAGUAUCGAUGAACUCAACACGCGUAUCAAAGCAGCCGCAGACCAUACUAUUGAUGUCCGCCGCUUCCGACCUAAUAUUGUUGUCAAAGGCGAAAGCAAUGUACCGUGGGAUGAAGAUCGCUGGAAGACCAUCAAGAUUACACCAACGUCUGGCGAGAAACCCAUCGUCCUGGACAUUACCCAGCGGUGCGCACGCUGUCAGGUGCCGAAUGUUGACCCCGACACAGCUGAGAAGCACAAAACGCAGCCAUGGGAUAUCUUGAUGAAGUACCGGAGGAUUGACGAGGGCAUCACGUAUAAGCCCUGCUAUGGCAUGUUGGCUGUGCCAAGGACGGUGGGAGAAGUAAGGGUGGGAAUGAAGUUUGAGGUGACGGAAGUAACUGCUGAGCAUCGAUACAUUGCUGGUUUCUAG
Molecule: messenger RNA, 1065 nt
Organism: Bipolaris zeicola 26-R-13
Lineage: Eukaryota; Fungi; Ascomycota; Dothideomycetes; Pleosporales; Pleosporaceae
Exons: 2
Coding region: 1-1065 (354 amino acids)
Molecular function (GO): pyridoxal phosphate binding; molybdenum ion binding; catalytic activity
Source: RefSeq, a predicted model, not a curated record